AUGAGUGAUUAUCAUGACGAUACGUCUCAAGACCAUCCCGCAGAGUCGACCAGAGUAGUUCAAAGGCGGCGUCGACCGCCACUCUCUUGCACGGAAUGUCGUCGUCGCAAAUUGAAGUGCGACCGUUCUCUGCCGUGUGGCCAGUGUAUUAGAUCCAAAACUGCCGACUCCUGUGUUUUUGUUGGCUCUCAUCCGGGAGAAAUAUCGGGAUCUUCGCGUCGCAUGUCCCCGCCAGUGUCGCGAAUGCGAUUACCGGGUAGUCCUGAUGAGCAGCCAGCAGGAACAGCCGGUGGAAUGUUUGUGUUCGACUCGAAGAUGGGUCCUAAAUCAGAUUCAAAUCGUGUCUCCAAACGCAAUAAUCUAACAGAGCUCAAUGAGCUGCGGAACCGCUUACGUGCAUUGGAACAUGCGCUGGCCAAGCCUGGUUCCAUGCACACACCACCAGAAACAUCUGUCUGUGACAUAUACUCAGAACUUGGAACCUCCCAAAAUAGUGUUGAGGGAGCUGGUGUUGACGACCGUGUGCGAUUCUUGCCCGAUUCGAGUUUUCGGGGAAAGAAGGCCAAAACGAGAUAUUUUGGUCGCAGUCACUACACAACGACCGUAUCAUUUUUUCAGGAUAUUGGUACCUUUAUGCGACGUAGUCACAAGAAGGUCAAAGACAAAGAAUACACUGACAUGAAAAGCUUCAAGUGCGAGAUGUGGUCUCGUGAAAGCCAAGAGCAUCAGCGAGCUUUUCGAGAGCAAGCCUUCAAAUUGGACGAGAUGGUUCCAUCUCGAGCGGUAACAGAUAAGCUGGUUCAGUUAUAUCUUGACACAUUUGAAACAACCUAUAGGAUCCUGCAUGUGCCAACCUUUUUGAAACAAUACGCCGAAUACUGGGCCAGUCCUCAAAAUCCGGACAUGGGGUUCAUCGCUCGGUUACUGGCUGUGAUAGCGGCAGGAAGCCGGUUUUACAUGCCUUCGCUGGAUCGUGAUGAGCGGAAUAGUUACCUAAAACCCGCCAUGAAGUGGAUUAUGGCGGUCCAGUCCUAUAUUUCCUGCACUUUUGUCAGUCCUGAUAUUGAUCUAAAAAUGAUCCAAACACAAUGCCUUCUUCUUGUCGCUCGCCUUGCAGUCGCUAGCGAUGGCGAUGUGGCCUGGGCUUCAUCAGGGUCACUCAUUCGAUCUGCCAUGACAAUGGGAUUGCAUCGUGAUCCCACUCGCUUCCGCAAAGCGACUACCCCAUUUUGGUCAGAAUUGCGUCGUCGACUCUGGACCACAAUCGUGGAACUAGACCUCAAAAUAUCUCUAGACCGUGGGGUUACACCAUCUGUUGACUUGGAUGAAUGUGAUUGUGAUGCUCCCUCAAAUUGGGAUGACUCUGAGUUAUAUGAAAGCAUGGAAAGCAACCCGGUACCUCUCAGCACUGCGACAUAUACUCGGAACUUCUACCAGACUCUGUUGACGAGGACUUUGGAUCUACGCUAUCGCAUUGCAAAGAAGAUCAACACUUUGAGAUUUAACUUGUCAUAUGAUGAAACUUUACGAAUGAGCGAAGAGCUAGUUCGGGCGAUGAAGAAUGCUUCGGCACUUUUUGACGAUAAUGCUUCUGAAAUUAACCCUUCUGACGCUGCCCGGCACCGGUUUGCUCAGUCACUGCACCUUUUCAUUAUGCGAAAAUUUCUACUCGCAUUACAUCGGCCUUUUUCACUUAGUGUUGUGCGACUGCCCAAAUGUUCCUACUCCCGAAAAGUAUGCCUGGAGGCGUCCCUCGAGGUUUUAACGCAAAUGGAAAUUCCCUCACCUGCAGAUGCGAUCUUAUAUCCACACAUCACACAACUUGGAGCCGGAAUGUUUUGUGAUGAAACUUUCCAUGCCGCAAUUACAGUCUGUGUUGAGCUUUCCCUGCAAGCUCAGGAAGCUAAUCAGCCUGGUAGCUCUGGUAUGGAUGGUAUGGGGUCAAGUGUUCUUAUGAGCAUGAUUCAAUCUCAGCAGAAUGUGAUGCUACAAGCAGUUGAGCGUACUCUGCACGAUUUUGGUCACCGAGUUGGUGUGGGCAAUGGAAAAGGGACAAAACCAUAUUUUUUCUUGAGCAUCAUUCUAGCCUCAGUCAAGUCUCGAAUCAAAGGAGAAGAUCCGUUGGUCAAUGUUGAGGCAGCAUCUAAAAGAGCUGUUCGAGUUGGUCGGGGGAUCGUUGGCGGGCUUUCAUAUACAGAGGCCCUCGCCAACGCAGAUCGCCAAUCUCUACAGGUGAGCCUGUUUUUCCCUCCUUUAGGAGAUGAAUUGUUAUUAACAUGGGAUAUCAAGCCUCCCAUGGCCUCUGAGGGGAUCAUAGGAACCACUCCCAUGUCGAACUCCUCUAACGAUUUUGAUCUGCCUUCUUUGCUCUCAACAGACUUUGGAGAAUUUAUGCCACUUGACCUUGGUGGAUGGUUUGACACCCUAGACCCCACCGGACAAGAGCUCUGGGACAAUAAUCUAUUCAACAACUUGCCCCAGAUUCAAUGA
Molecule: messenger RNA, 2490 nt
Organism: Penicillium macrosclerotiorum
Lineage: Eukaryota; Fungi; Ascomycota; Eurotiomycetes; Eurotiales; Aspergillaceae
Exons: 3
Coding region: 1-2490 (829 amino acids)
Biological process (GO): regulation of transcription by RNA polymerase II; DNA-templated transcription
Cellular component (GO): nucleus
Molecular function (GO): DNA-binding transcription activator activity, RNA polymerase II-specific; RNA polymerase II cis-regulatory region sequence-specific DNA binding; zinc ion binding
Source: RefSeq, a predicted model, not a curated record